AUGCCGCAGUUGGUCGAGCCCACUAAUCUACCUCCUGUUCCAUUUAAUGGAUCCACCGCUGUAUUCAAUAAUACUACCAUUCGCCAAACCCUCCAGGUUUCAUUAGCAGCACAGGAAAUCCGUAUUCGUCUCUCUAAUGUAUUCGGGCCAAACGAUCUCAAGAUUUCCAAUGCGACUAUCAGCCUACCUGCAAGACACCAGGUGGGAAUCAGAGCUCUACAGACAGAUACAUUGAAGACCGUGUUCUUCGAUGGAAGCCCAGAUGUGGAUAUCCCGAACGGUGGGCUCGUUGUGUCUGACCCAAUAAAGUUCCCUGUCGAGGCCCAAUCGGCUCUCAUGGUCAACAUAUAUCUCGCAGAGGGACAGCAAGGCUUCUCCAUUACUGGCCACCCUGGAAGUAGAACGACCUCAUACCUGGCUUUGGGGGACUGGACUAGCGCAGAGAACCUCACAGACUCAUCUGUUCAAAGCACAGAUCAUUGGUACUUUAUCAGUGGAGUGGAGGCUUGUCUACCCUUUGAGUCUAGUGGCUUCGUGAUCAUCGGUGACAGUAUCACCGAUGGGCGAGGAAGCACUACAAAUGGCAAUGAUCGUUGGCCGGAUCUAUUGCUGGCAAGAAUGCAAAAACAUAAACCCACGUCAAAUAUCGCCAUUCUCAACCAGGCCGCCGGUGGCAAUCGUAUCAUACAAGAUGGUCUAGGUCCAAACGUGAUCAGCCGUCUUGACCGGGACGUCCUAGCACAAUCUGGAGUGCAAUAUGCGAUGAUCUUCGAAGGCGUCAAUGAUAUUGGCGUAGCUGAUAGUGAUGCAGCUACGCAGGCGGAUAUCGAGAAGAAACUUGUUGCGGCAUAUAAACAGAUCGUGACACGGGUUCAUGCACUAGGGAUUCCGGUAUUUGGUGCUACUAUUACGCCAUUCGGCUCGUCGAGGAGCUCCGAGUAUGUACAGCUUUACUCAAGUGCUGAGCGGGAGAGGACUCGUCAACGAAUCAAUAAAUUCAUCCGGGAAAGUGGCAUAUUCUAUGCGGUACUAGACUUUGACCAGGUGUUGAGGGAUCCGUACGCGCCAUCUCAGUUGCUGGAAAAAUAUGAUUCAGGAGACCAUCUUCAUCCUAAUGUGGCUGGAUAUCAAGCAUUGGCAGAUUUUUUCCCUCUCAGGGUAUUUGAAUGA
Penicillium roqueforti is the source of this 1170-nucleotide messenger RNA. Its product is annotated as SGNH/GDSL hydrolase family protein. The record is from RefSeq and is a predicted model, not a curated record. The coding region runs from base 1 to 1170 and encodes 389 amino acids. The transcript has 4 exons. NCBI's taxonomy places the organism in Eukaryota, Fungi, Ascomycota, Eurotiomycetes, Eurotiales, Aspergillaceae.